Messenger RNA from Cucumis sativus (cucumber), 1823 nucleotides. RefSeq names its product seed lectin. Gene Ontology annotation, molecular function: rRNA N-glycosylase activity. Gene Ontology annotation, biological process: negative regulation of translation. The transcript has a single exon. The record is from RefSeq and is a predicted model, not a curated record. Lineage: Eukaryota; Viridiplantae; Streptophyta; Magnoliopsida; Cucurbitales; Cucurbitaceae. Bases 28 to 1650 code for a protein of 540 amino acids.
CUUCCUUCUAUAUCAAGGUGAAACAAUAUGACAUCUUUAACGUUUUACAUUAUCAUCGCCUUUCUUUCUCUUGCUACUCCUAGCAUUGAUGGAAACCAACUCUCUUUGUCAUCCUCAGAUUUAGUGGUUGAUGGCUACAAAAAUUUCAUCAACGUAAUACGACAACGUCUCACCGAAAACACUCUAAAACUAUACGAUAUACCCAUCUUAGAAAGCUCACUCCCUCCUACUCAACGUUUCAUGAACAUCAACAUCGGCAAUCAAAAUGAUGAAACCAUUUCCCUGGCAAUAGACAGGGUGAAUCUCGGAGUCGUGGGAUAUCGUUCAAAUAACAACUCAUAUAUUUUCCUUGAUGCCCCAAAAGCAGCUUUGGACGUCGUCUUCCCUGAGACUUGUAGAGUUGUUCUCGGUUUCAAUAGCGACUAUGAAUCCAUUGAGAAGGCCUCUGGUACUACUAGACUCCAAACCCUCCUUGGACUUGAGCCUUUAAAUUCAGCCAUCUCCAACUUGUUUCAUUACCGUCGAGCUGAUAUUCCCGGAUCAUUUCUUGUGAUCCUUCAAAUGGUAUUAGAAGGAUCAAAAUUCAAGUUCAUCGAGCAAAGUGUUAUUCAAAGCUUAAAGUAUGGUUACAACUUCAAACCUGGCCUUGCAAUUGUUAGCUUAGAAGACAAUUGGGACAAACUUUCUUCGCAAAUCCAAGCAUCUCCAUCACUACAAGGACUAUUCGGAGAAGCCAUUAGGCUUUACGAUUCCAACGAUAAAUUCAUUGAUGUGGAUAGCAUAUAUUAUGUAAUCAUAACCACAAACAUUGCUUUUCAACUACAUCAUUGCAAUGUUAGUACAAAUUUUAUAAGGAUGCCAAGUGAUGUGGACGACUCAUGCAACGUACAAACACGAACUGCAAUGAUUAGCGGGCAAAAUGGAUUUUGCGUCGAUUCAUCGCGCAUACUUGAUUACAAUGGUAAUCCUAUCAUUUUAUACCGAUGCAUAAAUCAAUUGAAUCAAGAAUGGACUUUUCUAAGCGAUAAGACUAUACGAUAUUCCAACAAGUGUUUGACAUUUGAAACAUCAAGAUAUGUGGUUCUUUACAAUUGUAGUGAAGUUGAAGAAAAAGGCAAUAUUAGAUGGAAUGUUGCAAUAGAUGGAACAAUCAGCAAUCCAAGCUCUGGGCUUGUCUUGACAACAGAUCCAUCCACAAACAGAAGUCAAUUAAUAGUGGAGGUUAACAAAUUCACUACUAGCCAAGGAUGGAGAGUGGGAAAUUAUGUUAAACCAAUUAUAGGUUCAAUUAUAGGAAUGGAAGAGAUGUGUUUAGAAGCAACAAAUAACAACACAAACAUGUGGUUAGAGAAAUGUGUGAAGAACAAGGCAGAGCAAUACUGGGCAGUUUAUAGUGAUGGAAGUAUAAGAGUAAAUAGGAAGCGUAAUUUGUGUGUUUCGUCCUCUUCAAACCGCUCAGGGGCACUUCUUAUCAUCGAUGAGUGUAAAGGAACAUCAAACCAACGUUGGAAUUUCUUGGCCAAUGGUACAAUCUUAAACCCCGAAACGAAGAAGGUCGUGGAUGUUUAUGGUUCCAUGGUUUCUGCCAAAAGAAUUAUUUUAUAUCCUAAAACUGGCCUGGCUAACCAACAAUGGACAUUAUUCUACUAAGUUCAUGGCUUUAUCCACAAAUAAUGUUAAGUGAAGCUGAUAUGCAUGAUCGUGUGAUUUAAUAAGUAAUAAAGGUGUGGAUUUUGCGUGGAUGGUAUUGUAAUAAGUUUGAAAGUUCAAUGUCAUAAAGUCAUAAGUUAUAAUGAACCUUCGUGGUUUUUUCCUUUUUUUAA